UCAAGUGCCCUACUCAGUUUUAUAUGUGACUUUAUUUUUGCUGCAAUAUCUAACAAUUGAUUUUUGCAAAGGUGUAAAUUUAAGCUGAACAGUGUGUGUUACUCAAAUUUUCUAUAAUUUUUCAAAAGAAAUUCUUUCUCAGUAAAUAAAUUUGUAAUAACCUAAAGUAAAUUUAAUUUUACAACUUUCAUUGAAUGAAAUUAUGGCAUACGACAACAGCAAUUGCCUUGUAUGGUUGGAUAUUGAAAUGACCGGACUUAAUAUAGAAAAGGACUCCAUUUUAGAAAUUGCUUGUAUAAUAACUGACAAAAGUUUAAAAAUAAUAACUGAAGAAUUUAAUGUUGUAAUUAAUCAUUCGGAUGAAGUUUUGGAAAAUAUGAAUGAAUGGUGCAUGAACACUCAUUAUAAAACAGGUUUGGUACAAGAAUGUAAAUCCAGUACGACUAGUCUGAAAGAGGCAGAACAAAUGUUUCUUAACUACGUAAAGAAAUACAUUCCAAAAAAUACUUGUCCAAUAGCUGGUAACACAGUUUAUAACGAUCGUCUAUUUUUACGAAAAUAUAUGCCACUAGUCUCUGAUUAUUUUCAUUAUAGAAUUAUUGAUGUUAGUACAAUUAAAGAAUUGACUAGAAUGUGGUACCCAAAAAUUUUUGAAAAUAGUCCUAAGGAGUCUCACAAAGCUAAGUGUCAUCACAGAGCUUUUUAUUGA
Messenger RNA from Habropoda laboriosa, 709 nucleotides. RefSeq names its product probable oligoribonuclease. Bases 203 to 709 code for a protein of 168 amino acids. Gene Ontology annotation, molecular function: 3'-5'-RNA exonuclease activity; nucleic acid binding. The record is from RefSeq and is a predicted model, not a curated record. The transcript has 6 exons. Gene Ontology annotation, cellular component: mitochondrion. Lineage: Eukaryota; Metazoa; Arthropoda; Insecta; Hymenoptera; Apidae.